AUGACAGCACAUCAACAUCAACAGUUGACGAUUUUGAUUAGCACAUUGACUGAACAGAAUAAUGUUCUUGACAUGAUUGUGAACAAGAUCAUUGAUCUGUUUCAAGAGGAUGGGCAUAUAGUCCCAGCACCUAAUGAACAACAACGUCGACGAAGUAGUAAUAUUUUUGACGGUAGUCCUACUUCUCCACCUGGAAAUACAACGCAACGUCGACGAAGUAGCAGUAUUUUUGACGGUAGUCCUUAUUCUUCGCCUGAAAAUACAACGCAACGCCGCCGUUCGAGCACUUAUAAUGAGAAAGGUCUAAUAAACAAUGUUAAUACAAUGCUAUACGAAAAUCGUCAUUUUGAAUAA
Messenger RNA from Rotaria sp. Silwood1, 354 nucleotides. The record is from the annotation of a GenBank genome assembly. NCBI's taxonomy places the organism in Eukaryota, Metazoa, Rotifera, Eurotatoria, Philodinida, Philodinidae.